CGUCAUCGUCUCCAUCUUCGUAUUCUUACUCUUACAGAGAGAGAUAUGCUGGGUUCAACAGUCCGUACAGUACGAAGGGUCUCCUCCUCUUCCAACAAUAACGUGUUGCUGAAAGAUUCAAUUUUGAAGCGCUUCAAUAACACUAGCACUGAUAGUAUUUUCAUUAGCAAAACUAAUAAUUUUUUUUCUUCAUCAACAACACAAAUCAACAAAAACAAUGAGACCCAUUUGCGGAAUGGCGAGUGUUGUACUACUACAUUGGCGGCUCACGUGCUCAGAAACAGCAAGAAUAAUAGACAAAGACAACGCGGCGGCGGCGUUGUUGUGAGGCAUCAACAGCAGCAAAAGAAAACGACGACGACGGAUAGGGAGGAUAAAGAUAGAGAUGCAAUAGAGUUGGCAUUGGAUUCGGUGGUGAAGAUAUUCACAGUGAGUAGCAGCCCCAAUUAUAUCCUCCCUUGGCAAAACAAGUCCCAGCGUGAAUCCAUGGGUUCUGGGUUUGUAAUCCCUGGAAGAAAGAUAAUUACAAAUGCUCAUGUAGUGGCUGAUUAUACGUUUGUACUUGUGAGGAAGCAUGGUUCUCCUACCAAGUAUAGAGCAGAGGUUCAAGCUGUUGGUCAUGAAUGUGAUUUGGCUCUUCUCCUUGUUGAAAGCCAGGAUUUUUGGGAGGGAAUGAACUUCUUGGAGCUUGGAGACAUCCCUUUUCUACAACAAGCUGUUGCUGUUGUUGGAUAUCCACAAGGUGGGGACAACAUUUCUGUUACUAAAGGUGUUGUUUCCAGAGUUGAACCCACACAAUAUGUACAUGGUGCAACCCAACUUAUGGCAAUUCAGAUUGAUGCAGCCAUCAAUCCGGGGAAUAGUGGUGGCCCAGCAAUCAUGGCCAAUAAAGUCGCUGGCGUAGCUUUUCAAAACCUUUCAGGUGCUGAGAAUAUUGGUUAUAUUAUUCCUGUUCCAGUAAUAAAACAUUUUCUUGAUGGUGUUGAAGAAAGCGGAAAAUAUGUUGGGUUCUGCUCUCUGGGUUUAGUAUGCCAGCCUACUGAAAAUGUCCAACUUCGAAACCACUUCAAAAUGCUCCCUGAAAUGACUGGGGUACUUGUGAGCAAAAUUAAUCCUCUUUCAGAUGCAUACAAAAUCUUGAAGAAGGAUGAUAUUAUCCUCGCGUUUGAUGGUGUGCCUAUAGCAAAUGAUGGAACUGUUCCUUUCCGAAACAGAGAGCGGAUAACAUUUGAUUAUCUAGUGUCAAUGAAGAAACCCAAUGAAACAGCAGUAGUUAAAGUUCUGAGGGAUGGCAAAGAGUGUGAAUUUAGUAUCACCCUUCGACCUCUGCAGCCAUUAGUACCAGUUCAUCAAUUUGAUAUACUCCCAAGUUAUUAUAUAUUUGCUGGACUGGUCUUUGUUCCUCUCACUCAGCCAUACCUUCAUGAAUAUGGUGAAGACUGGUAUAAUACUUCACCACGUCGAUUAUGUGAACGUGCACUUAGGGAAUUGCCUAAGAAGGCUGGUGAACAACUUGUUGUCCUUUCUCAGGUGCUGAUGGAUGAUAUCAAUGCGGGUUACGAACGUCUUGCAGAGUUACAGGUCAAGAAAGUUAAUGGUGUAGAAAUUGAAAAUCUGAAGCAUUUAUGCCAGAUUGUGGAGACCUGUAGUAAUGAGAGCGUGAGGUUUGAUUUGGAUGAUGAAAGGGUCAUUGUACUGAACUAUCAUUUGGCGAAGAUUGCCUCCUCUAAAAUUUUGAAGCGCCACAGAAUACCUUCUGCCAAGUCCGAUGAUCUUAUUGAUGAACAGAACAGUCUGGAAGUUGGGUUGGCCUGCUAAAACCUAAUUGAAAUAUGUUGUGCCAUUGUGGCCAAGGAUUUGAGCUGAAUUUUCUUCAGAUACCUUCUUCCCAAAUAGUGGCUAGUUUAGUUAAUUAGUGGCUAGUUUAUUUAGUUAGCCGCCUUCUACUUCUUCCUGCAUAAUUAUUAGUGGCUAGUUUAUUUAGUAAGAAAGGUUGAAGAUUCAAAUUCAUAAAAAGUGAGUGUCCCUACGUAUCUAUGAUAAUAUAUUGAUAACAAUUUCAAUUACAAACUAUUUAUUUGUUAUUCCAAAAGUUAGGCUGUUUAUUGAUACAAACCUUACCUAAUGUAGG
Messenger RNA from Quercus lobata, 2131 nucleotides. Its product is annotated as protease Do-like 10, mitochondrial. The coding region runs from base 46 to 1818 and encodes 590 amino acids. The transcript has 8 exons. Gene Ontology annotation, biological process: proteolysis. Gene Ontology annotation, molecular function: protein binding; serine-type endopeptidase activity. The record is from RefSeq and is a predicted model, not a curated record. Lineage: Eukaryota; Viridiplantae; Streptophyta; Magnoliopsida; Fagales; Fagaceae.